Messenger RNA from Drosophila gunungcola (fruit fly), 2608 nucleotides. RefSeq names its product alpha-protein kinase 1. The coding region runs from base 71 to 1444 and encodes 457 amino acids. Lineage: Eukaryota; Metazoa; Arthropoda; Insecta; Diptera; Drosophilidae. The transcript has 2 exons. The record is from RefSeq and is a predicted model, not a curated record.
CGCAGCAGUCGGGCAGCAGCAAUCAAGGUUUAAUCCCAUCCCAGCCAGAGUUCGAAGCCCACCAGGCCAAAUGGCGAACGUUAAUUUGCAGAUGCCGCUCAUUGCAGCCGCCACCACCAUUCUGACAAUUGUGGGUGGGGCCACCAGCGGUGCGGAGACGGCCCGGAACCACCCAUUGUAUCAGACCAUGGGGUCUUUGUUCGACAAUCGAUGGCUGCCAAUGGAUCAAUCGCUGCCGCCUUCUCAUCCCAAUCAUCGUUAUGGUUCGCCUAAAAUGCCACACGGCGAUGGGGGCGAAAGGCGUGCCUUUAGCAGGAGCAUCAGUCAUUCCGCGGGCUCCCCGCAAGGACUGGCCACGGUGCUCAAUAGGCUCACAAAUCUCUCGGGCCUGGGUCACAUCAGCAAUGGCUAUGCCUCUGCGAUGACCCCCAGCCACACGGAGGCCUUGGCCCUGGGUUCCACCAAACAGGAGAUACCCAUUUACGAGGAGCACAAUGAAGAUGCCGCCGUGGCCGCAGUGGCAGCAGCUGGAGCCCAUGAAUUUGGUUCGGAAAAUGGACAAUCUGGCGGUGGCGGCCUGGAGAACAAUCAGAAUCAUUCACCGAUUUACAAUUAUCCCGGUGGAGGGCACAAUGGUGGAUUUUUGCCUGCCUAUGGACAGGCGGGAUCUGGUGCCGAGCAGAGCUACCAAUCCUGGGCCGAGGAGCAGCCGGAACAACAUUCGGCUCAUCCGUAUGCGUACGAUAAAAUUUCAAUGGGCAAUUUCCUGCCGCACUACGAGCAGGGAUCUGGAUAUGAUGACCAGCAGGAGCAAUUCUACCAGCAACAGCAGCAGCAACAACAGCAACUUUACCACCAGCAGCAGCAACUUCAGCAACAGCAGCAGCAGCAACAGGAACAGGAGCAGCACUCCUCGUACUUUAGCAAACAUGACCCAUCCGCCAGUGGAUCCGGUUCAACGUCGGCAUCAUCUGCCUCGGGCGGAUCUACUGCCGAUGACUACGAAGAGCAUCCCGAUGCGGGCAAGGAGCAGAGCUCCAACUACUUGUCGGAGGCAAGUGGUCAUGGCCAGGGUCACAGCCACCAUUCGCAUCAUGUGGACAUCAUCAACUAUGUGCCGGUGAAGCAUGUGAAGAAACAGCAUGUGCCGGUGGAGAAAGAGGUGAAGAUACCCAUUUCGCAUGCGGUCAUCAUACCGGUUCGCAAGCCAGUGCCCAUCCACAUACCGAUCACCAAGAACGUGCAGGUGGCCGUGGAAAAGGAACUGAAAGUGCCCGUGGAGCGAUUGAUACCGGUGCCCGUGGAGAAACACAUCCCGGUUCCGGUGGAGAAACAUGUGCCCUAUCAUGUGGUCAAAUAUGUGCCCAUCAAGGUGCCCAAGCCCUUUCCCGUCAAGGUGCCCGUUUUCAAGACGGUGCUGCACAAGGUCAAGAGCUGGUGGUAGAAUCAUUCAGCACACACUCCUGCCUUCCUGCCUUCCUGCUUUCCUGCCUUCCUCAUUUGCAUCCAGAGCACGCGGAUUUCGUUAUAGUUAUAAGCACAUUACGCAUACGCCACCGCUUCCCCCUGCAAACCAAAGUGAACAUCAUUAUGCAGUUUUGCACAUUUCGUAUUCCAUUUUUAAUGUGGAGUUUUAAAAUUCAUUUAAUCCUCGUGAUGUACAACAAUUUUGUGACUCAUUUAACAUUACAACAAUUUGCAUUAAAAUACAAAUACGAACGGAAACAGAAACUGAAACCCAACCAUAAACUGAAACAGAAACAAAAUCGGGAAAUGGCAAGGCACAGUGUGUGUGUGUGUGUGUGUUUACACACGCAUUGCAAAAGACCGAGGUUUUUAGCAGCAGCGAUUUUACGGUGCAUUUGUCAUGGACAUAACCCUUUACCAUUUGCCCACUUGGCACCUCAUCUCCAACUCCUCCUUUAUGGCCGUCCUCAUUUAUUUAAUUUCACUUUAAGCGCACACAAUGAAAUUUGUGUUUAAUGAAAUGAAAUUCAUCUUCACAAAAGGUUCUCGCGAGCAUUUUGCUCCUCCACCGUUGUUCUCAGGCUGCCAAAUGCCAUUUCCAGACCAUUACAUUGCCAGUUUGGUUUUUUUGUUGGGAUGGGCAAGCACAGCAUCCCUAUAGGUACUAUAUACUAUAUACUAUACCUUUGCAGUUGCGGGGUUUCCAGAGUUUCCGGCUCUAAUUAAAUUAAGUGCACACCUUUGUUGUCCCACUACGCGCUGGCAUGCCGCUCGUGUUGGCGUUGGCAUUGCCAUUGGCCCGUGUCCCACGUUCUGUGUCCCGUGUCACUUGUGCAGCUCUCUACUUUGAUUUGCAGCCCGAUUGAAUUGGCCAAGGGACUCCGGACUCUGGACUCUCCCAUCCCGAUUUUUUCUUGCCUUGCUUUCGCCAGUGGUUUGAAAAGUAUGCCACAAAGCUUUUAAAUAUGCACUGGACAUGGACAGCGGAGUGGCCGGCGAGCAAAGCUUACAUGCGGAAAGAAAGAGUAACAUAUCGCUUUCAGUAAAUUGUCUUGCCAGCACGCACAGCCUCUUCCUCAGAAAGGCAACUCUCACUGCAGGAAAAAAAGAAAGUUAUAGCUAUUUUCGUAUAUCUUUUUGU